AUGAAGCCUCUCACGACGGAUCAACCGAGAGCAUUAGGGCAACAGUCCCAACAGCCUCAGCAAUCCGGCGCCUACACCUGGGCUUUCGACGAGGAGCAGCAGCGCCUACUGCUCGACAUCAACAACAAAGAUAUAUCCACCUCGUCUACGAGCUCGAAUAGUCCUCCCUUCAGCAUGGGAUCGGCCUCAUCACCGUUAGAUGGAAAUCGUCCUCUUACCACCGUACCCUACGGCUCUCAUAUCGUUGGAGCCCACCGUCGCCAGCAUUCGACCAUUAGGCACCCAUCCACUGAUAAUGUCUUCCGACCUCCAGGACACCCAUACGCCGUCCCUACAUCAUUGUCUCCGGGAUCUCUCCAUCCUCAUCUCGCCCGCAGACGACGACUAGUGACACAAAUGGACGCCAUGACAGAAGAUCAGCAUCUCGAUCAUCUCUGGAGCAUGCACGGGGUGACGGGUUCUGCGCAUUUGGGCGCGGGGUUGACUGAUCAGCUUGCCUCGGCUUCUCUUCACAAUGACGAGUGGAUACCAAGUGGGCUCCAGACCCCCACCAUUGACGAGGUCCUUGAUUCGGCAUAUUAUGGUGCCGCUAUCAAUGCGGACCGCUUCACUACCGUCGAUCCGUCUCUUCGGCAAACCUAUGAGGUCCAUAACCCAUUUACAGAGGACUUCUUCCACCAUUUCGGUGAAGAGGAUACGUCUCACUCCCAUGAAGCCGAUAUGGAUCUUGUCGAAGACCAUUUGGACAUUCGGCACGACGAGUCGCCUUUAUCCGAGGAACCUGAACCCAAAGACGCACGUCGGUCGAAAUCCGCGGACUCUGGUAUUACUGCGGGCCGAAACGCCCCCGCCAAGGCUCAAGCACAAGCAGACGACGACAAGGACCACGCCGGCUCUGAUCACGAGCACAAUGACGACGAUGAAAAAGCACAUACAUCAAAACCGUCCUCAAACAACUUCGUAAACAAGUUACAUUUAAUGAUAAGCGACCCAAAGGCUGCCGACUUUAUCUGGUGGACAGAACUUGGGACAAGUUUUGUGGUCUCCAGUGCGGGAGAGUUUAGCCGCUCGAUUCUGGGUCAACAUUUCAAACAUAAUAACUUCUCUAGCUUUGUUAGGCAACUCAAUAUGUAUGGAUUUCACAAAAUCAACCGGACUCCCCGCAACCAACGAGUUCAACCUGAUGCACAGCAAUGGGAGUUUUCGCAUCCCAAAUUCCUGCGUGGGCGCCAAGACCUCUUGGAAGAUAUCAAGCGAAAGCCUGUAGAACCUGAUCCUUCGAGUGCGCGACAAAGAGUGGAAUUACCGUCAGAAGUGGCCGCUAAACUGCGCGAGAUGGCCGUCGCUCACACAGAAGUCGUCAAGGCGCUCCAAGUCGAACGUGGCAAGGUUUUGCAGCUGACAUCAAUUGUCAAAGUGCUCUAUGAUAGAGUGGCACUUUCUGGGCCCUUGCCACCAUUUCCUCUCGACCUUUUGGAAUCCAGGCCACCGUUGAGGGCGUCCGUCAAAUCGGCAGGAAUGGAUCUUGCUGGGAAUAGCCUUGUUCCAUCUGGUCCAUCUACUUCAUCCAGAGCGACUCGCAGUCGAGCUACCGUUGGCCGCACGACAAGACGCGGUCGAUCCGAGGAACAAGACCACGCCGAUGUGACCGAACAGCAUGCAUCUGAGCCGUCUCAUUCCACAAUGCUCAAUGGUCGCAUCAAAUCCGAAUCGAAUAUCUUUGCCCGAUGA
This is a messenger RNA of Serendipita indica DSM 11827, 1731 nucleotides long. NCBI's taxonomy places the organism in Eukaryota, Fungi, Basidiomycota, Agaricomycetes, Sebacinales, Serendipitaceae. The record is from the annotation of a GenBank genome assembly.